Molecule: messenger RNA, 1563 nt
Organism: Rhinocladiella mackenziei CBS 650.93
Lineage: Eukaryota; Fungi; Ascomycota; Eurotiomycetes; Chaetothyriales; Herpotrichiellaceae
Exons: 3
Coding region: 1-1563 (520 amino acids)
Biological process (GO): DNA-templated transcription
Molecular function (GO): DNA binding; zinc ion binding
Source: RefSeq, a predicted model, not a curated record
AUGCCAUGCCCUUCUCCACCACUGUCCGUUCUCGUCCAGGAAGGCACGGUCUCGAAUCGAGUCUAUGCCGAAUUUCUGCGAGUCAGCGAGGCUCUAAUACCACCGCCAAAGCUCAUGGCCGAAGCGCUCGAGGACAACUAUUUCGAGCAUCUCUACCACCGCUGUGCCGUCAUAGAUCGACGUGAUCUCUCAGGCAAGAAUCCUUCGUUGCUGUUGUCUCAGGCCACUUGUCUUGCAGGAUCUCUCGUCCGUCAAGUCAGCCCCCAAUUUCUGACGACCUGCGAGCAUCUCUACCUCAAGGUAAAAACGUUGCUGGAGACGAACCACGAAAAGGAUGUCCUUACUGUUCUCAAGGCUAUCUGCCUUGCUUCCUGUUGGAACCUCAGCCCUAUGGUGUUGGUUCGCCUCGACUGCUCCUACCAUUGGGUGAGCAUCGCGGUUCGACUUUUACUUCAACUAGGCCUUCAUCGCGAAUCUACAUAUAACACCAUCAAUGGACCAGGAGUCCUUCGCCGCGUGGCCUGGUAUAUUUUUAUCCAGGACAAGUUGUACGCCGUUUGCGUCGGACUUCCGGCCAUGAUUAAACCCAGCGAGUUCAAGAUUCGACAGCUAGAGCAGGGAGACUUUGAAUUUGUCAAUGACAAAUCAGAACUCUUCAUACAAUAUGUCAACUUGAACGCCAUGAUUGGAAGCAUGGUUGAAGUUUAUCGCCGAAAGGGUGAAGAUACUGCUGCUGAGGCAGCGUACAGUAUAUUACAUUCGAUGAAGAUGUGGAUUCAUCAACUACCAGAAUACCUCCGUCUGUACCAAGACAGUGAUAGAAGACAGUAUCGGCGGAAUGUAUACGAGAUACAUAUCAACUACUUUGUCGCUGUUAUCUUGUUCUUCCAUCUAUGUGGCCACGCCUUCCGAACGACAAUUACAAACCCGACAACUCUCAUCGCCUCUUCGUGCAUCGCACGACUUUACGAAGAAAUCUACUACCGAGAAGAUAUUCGAUUCCUGCUCCCCAUGAACCAUUGGUUUAUCCUGGUAGGAUGCUUGCCCCAAAUUCACGCCCUGUCCGGAAGAUCAAACAAUGCCGACGAUGCGACUUGUGGAGAAGAGUUCAACAUUCUUCGAACCGCUCUUCAGACCAUGGGUAAUAAAUGGCCUCAAGCAAACAACUUUGUGACGGCCGUUGACAAACUGCAAAAGAAGAGGAGUGGUGCUCACCCCAGCAAGGAAUACAGACCGACGUCGCCGGAAAGACCUAAUCCUACAGCGGCCGACGACGGUAAUGACGACACAUUCCCUAAUGCAAGCGACGGAACUGUCCUCCUAAGGGGGUCAAUACGAGAUCUGUUUCCUUUCCCUGAAUCGAUGUGCCCGAGGAUGGCUAUUCUCGACUCCAUUGAUCCCAACCAUGGCACCUUGGGUUCGGCAAAUAUAGAACCACUGUCAUGGGACGAGGAUUAUCAGUUCAACUGGAUCUUUGACACCAUCAGCUCAGAUCAUCUCAGUGAUGCAUAUGACGGACUGCUGGGCCAGAGUCUUCUUGGCGGGCCAGGUCUAUCUUUCUGA